GAAAGCUCUCUUGAACAAGAAAAGAAAGUCCGCAUGGACCUGGAAAGAGCAAAGAGGAAGCUUGAAGGAGACCUGAAGUUGACACAAGAGUCUGUAAUGGAUCUGGAGAAUGACAAACAGCAGCUGGAGGAGAAACUCAAAAAGAAAGACUUUGAAGUCAGCCAGCUGAAUUCAAGGAUUGAAGAUGGGCAAGUGACUGAGGCCCAGCUGCAGAAGAAGAUCAAGGAGCUCCAGGCCCGCAUCGAGGAGCUGGAGGAGGAGCUGGAGGCUGAACGUGCUGCCAGAGCCAAGGUGGAGAAGCAGCGGGCAGAAGUGUCACGGGAGCUGGAGGAGCUGAGCGAGCGGCUGGAGGAGGCCGGUGGGGCAACGGCCACGCAGCUGGAGAUGAACAAGAAGCGGGAAGCAGAGUUCCUGAAGCUGCGGCGGGACCUGGAGGAGGCAACCCUGCAGCACGAGUCCACGGCGGCUGCCCUGCGGAAGAAGCACGCAGACAGCGUGGCGGAGCUGAGCGAGCAGAUUGACAACCUGCAGCGUGUCAAGCAGAAGCUGGAGAAGGAGAAGAGCGAGAUGAAGAUGGAGGUGGAUGACCUAUCGUCCAACAUCGAAUAUCUCACCAAGAACAAGGCCAACGCUGAGAAGCUGUGUCGCACCUACGAGGACCAGCUGAGCGAGGCCAAGUCCAAAGUGGACGAGCUGCAGCGACAACUGACCGACGUGAGCACGCAGCGGGGCAGGCUGCAGACUGAGAACGGGGAGCUUAGUCGGCUGCUGGAGGAGAAGGAGUCCUUCAUCAACCAGCUGAGCCGCGGCAAGACCUCGUUCACACAGAACAUCGAGGAGCUCAAGAGGCAGCUGGAGGAAGAGACCAAGAGCAAGAAUGCCCUGGCCCAUGCCCUGCAAGCCUCCCGGCACGACUGUGACCUGCUGCGGGAGCAGUAUGAGGAGGAGGUGGAAGCCAAGAGCGAGCUCCAGAGGAACUUGUCCAAAGCCAACGCGGAAGUAGCCCAGUGGAGAACCAAAUAUGAGACAGAUGCCAUCCAGAGGACGGAGGAGCUGGAGGAAGCCAAGAAGAAGCUGGCCAUCCGGCUGCAGGAGGCGGAGGAGGCAGUGGAGGCUGCCCACGCCAAGUGCUCCUCGCUGGAAAAGACCAAGCACCGGCUGCAGACAGAGAUCGAGGACCUCUCAGUGGACCUGGAGCGUGCCAACUCGGCCUGCGCUGCCCUGGACAAGAAGCAGCGCAACUUUGACCGGAUCCUGGCCGAGUGGAAGCAGAAGUAUGAAGAGACGCAGGCGGAGCUGGAGGCAUCGCAGAAGGAGUCACGCAGCCUGAGCACAGAGCUCUUCAAGCUCAAGAAUGCCUAUGAGGAGUCCCUGGACAACCUGGAGACCCUCAAGAGGGAGAAUAAGAACUUGCAGGAGGAAAUCGCUGAUCUGACCGACCAGAUCAGUCUGAGUGGCAAAACCAUCCAUGAGCUGGAGAAGCUGAAGAAAGCCCUGGAGAGUGAGAAGAGUGAUAUCCAGGCAGCUCUGGAGGAGGCUGAGGGUGCCCUGGAACAUGAGGAGAGCAAGACUCUGCGCAUCCAGCUGGAGCUGAACCAGAUCAAGGCUGAUAUAGACAGGAAGCUGGCGGAGAAGGACGAGGAGUUUGAGAACCUGAGGCGCAACCACCAGCGCGCCAUGGACUCCAUGCAGGCCACGCUGGAUGCGGAAGCCCGGGCCAAGAACGAGGCUGUCCGGCUGAGGAAGAAGAUGGAGGGAGACCUGAACGAGAUGGAGAUCCAGCUGAGCCACGCCAACCGCCAGGCCGCCGAGUUCCAGAAACUGGGCCGCCAGCUCCAGGCCCAGAUCAAGGACCUGCAAAUCGAGUUGGAUGACACUCCGCCGCUGGGGCAGGCGGAGAGGAGCAGGAAGCUGGCAGAGCAGGAGCUGCUGGAGGCCACCGAGAGGGUCAACCUGCUCCACUCCCAGAACACGGGCCUGAUCAACCAAAAGAAAAAGCUGGAGACCGACAUCUCACAGCUGAGCAGCGAGGUGGAGGACGCGGUGCAGGAGUGCCGCAACGCUGAGGAGAAGGCGAAGAAGGCCAUCACGGAUGCUGCCAUGAUGGCAGAGGAGCUGAAGAAGGAGCAGGACACGAGCGCGCACCUGGAGCGGAUGAAGAAGAACAUGGAGCAGACCAUCAAGGACCUGCAGAUGCGGCUGGAUGAAGCGGAGCAGAUUGCUCUCAAGGGGGGCAAGAAGCAGAUCCAGAAGCUGGAGGCCAGGGUGCGGGAGCUGGAGGGAGAGCUGGAUAUGGAGCAGAAGAAGAUGGCCGAAGCCCAGAAGGGCAUUCGCAAGUACGAACGGAGGAUCAAGGAGCUGAGCUACCAGGCUGAGGAAGACCGGAAGAACUUGACACGGAUGCAGGACCUGAUCGACAAGCUGCAGAGCAAGGUCAAGAGCUACAAGCGCCAGUUUGAAGAGGCG
Leptosomus discolor (cuckoo roller) is the source of this 2466-nucleotide messenger RNA. NCBI's taxonomy places the organism in Eukaryota, Metazoa, Chordata, Aves, Leptosomiformes, Leptosomidae. The record is from RefSeq and is a predicted model, not a curated record.